Molecule: messenger RNA, 837 nt
Organism: Andrographis paniculata
Lineage: Eukaryota; Viridiplantae; Streptophyta; Magnoliopsida; Lamiales; Acanthaceae
Product: acireductone dioxygenase 1-like
Exons: 4
Coding region: 106-678 (190 amino acids)
Molecular function (GO): acireductone dioxygenase [iron(II)-requiring] activity
Source: RefSeq, a predicted model, not a curated record
ACAAUCCCAGACCCAAAGUAUCGAUUUUAUAUAAUCUCGAAACUACCAGUAGCAGUUACAGACGAACAACCCCAAUUCACGAGGAAAGCUCAAACCCUAUCUGCCAUGGCGAUCGAGGCGUGGUUCAUGCACGAAAGCGACGAAGACCAGAGGCUCCCGCACCACAAAAGUCCGCCGGAAUUCGUCUCGCUCGAAAAAUUGGCGGAGCUCGGAGUGCUGUACUGGCGUUUGGAUCCUGAAAAGCACGAGGAUGAUCCAGAAUUGAACCGGAUUAGAGAAGACAGAGGUUACAGUUACAUGGAUAUGCUGGAUUUGUGCCCUGAGAAGGUGGAGAAUUACGAGCAGAAGCUUAAGAACUUCUACACAGAGCACAUACAUGGCGACGAGGAGAUACGCUACUGCCUGGAAGGUAGUGGCUACUUUGAUGUUAGGGACAAGGAGGACCGUUGGAUCCGCAUCGCUAUCAACGGCGGCGAUCUAAUCGUGUUGCCUGCCGGAAUAUACCAUCGGUUCACACUUGACACCAAUAACUACAUCAAGUUGAUGAGGCUGUUCGUGGGAGAGCCGGUGUGGACGGCGUUCAACCGGCCGCAGGAGGAGCAUCCGGCGAGGAAGGAGUAUGUGAAGAGGAGCUUCAGUGGGGCCCACAGGUUUGGAUUUGCAGUAGCAGCUCAUUGAAUUCCAACUCUCACUUUCUGUAAUAACAUUAUGCAGCAUACUUAGAAAAUAUCAUAAAGAUUAAUACGUUCUGUAGUUCUAUAUUACAUUAUCUUACAUAUAUGCUGUAAAUCUAUAUGUAAUAUUUUUGCGUGUUAUUAGCACGAUACUGAUUAUACA